AUGGAAAUUUCGAUUCGAAGCAAAGAGUUGAAACUCACCGUAGUUGACAUGCAAGUCUUUGAUGGGACCCAGUCCUACUCAUUUGCCGCUCAAAAUCUGUGGCAUCGUAUGAUUCCUCUCUAUCAUUCUUGGGUGGGUCUGCAAACGGCCAUGCACAAGUAUGACUUGGUUUCCGAACAAGUAGUGUUCUACUUUAACUGUCAAAAGCACGGGAAACACUUGGACGAUCUACCAAAUGAAUGGGAAAAAAUGGGUGAAGUGUCCUGUGACGAAACACUCCUCGACAAUGCCGAUAUUGUCAUUCUACCACCUAACAAUGGCUUUCUUUGGGAUUUGGCUUGGGAUAUGGAAUUGAGGUGCCAUGACUCAAUCAUGUUCAAGUCGUUUGCUAGUCUGUUUGUGGACAAGUCUUCCCGUGUGGAACCUACCGAGCCGAUGGGUUGCCUCAUCAGUCGGAAAGGACGGCCCAACCGACGAGUGCAGAAUUGGAAUGAAACUCUGACCAUGAUGAAAGAAGUUUUUCCUCGUGUUCAAGUACUAACACUGACACAAUAUCAUACGACUGAUGAGACGGUGAGAAUACUGCAAGAUUGCCGCGUUCUGUUUGGUGUUCAUGGUGCAGGCCACAGCAAUGCCUUGUUCACCCGGCCUGGAGUGGCAGUUGUAGAAAUGAUUGGGAACGCGAAACCAGCGUACUUUCGCAACAUCAACAUGUUACUUGGACAAUACUACGAAAGCAUUCAAGGCGACAGUGCACAUGGAAUGAGUGGUCUCUACAUGGUAAAUCUUACCGAAGCGAAAGGUGCAUUGGCUCGCGCAAAUGAACAUACGAGACUUUGGAUUCAGUCCCAUGGUCACUGGAGAUGA
Cylindrotheca closterium is the source of this 867-nucleotide messenger RNA. The record is from the annotation of a GenBank genome assembly. Lineage: Eukaryota; Bacillariophyta; Bacillariophyceae; Bacillariales; Bacillariaceae.